Molecule: messenger RNA, 848 nt
Organism: Choloepus didactylus (southern two-toed sloth)
Lineage: Eukaryota; Metazoa; Chordata; Mammalia; Pilosa; Megalonychidae
Exons: 4
Coding region: 1-681 (226 amino acids)
Source: RefSeq, a predicted model, not a curated record
AUGGGCAGGCCCAGGACUGCCCGCACUCAGUCAGCGCUACGGAGGCUGAAGCGGGGCCAGAGCCGCCUCUGGAUGAGGUCUGGAAAGCAGAAGCCAGAUCGGCUGCCAGCCCCCCUGGUGUCAGUUAAUCGCCGUCACCGACCCCACAAGGCAGUCAGGGGCUGCCAAGUGAGGCGCCGUCCUGCACCGCACCAGGCACAGCGUGGGAAGGGUCCCCGGAUCCGCCCCUUCCCACAGAGAAGGGACCCUUGCGAUGGGGGGAGGAGGGGAGCCUUCACCCCGGCCGCCACCCGGCCCUCCCCGGAGAGGAGGCCAGGGGCACCCAGCAGUCUCAGGCUGGAGGGCCCGCCCGAGGAGGACCGAGGGGGAGAGCGAAGCCGAAAGGAGGAACCGCGCAAAGACCCCACCAACAACCGGGCAAUCAGAGCAGACCAAAAAUCUCUCUGCAGCAGAUGCCAUGAAGAUGAAGAGAACUUCCCUAUACCUUACGCUACUGAGUCUGAAAAAACCAAUGCCACAUCGCACAGAGAUAACUGGAAAUGUCGCCAUCAUUGGAAUGCCACCCCAGAAUCUUGCACCAUGCAUCCAAUACUAUGUGACCUUGAGGGUGUUUUUCUCUCAAUUCUUGAGUUUCUCUUAUUACAAAAUAGAAUUUUCACUGGAGAUAAGGAGAGCCACUAAGUAUACAUUAAGGCAGCCCCUUUACACAAUAUCAUGAGCUCACAAAUUUUCAAAAGAAAUUGCACUGUGUUGGGGGGUUUCUUUACACUUGACAGAUUUAGAGUGAACCCCCUCCUUUCUUCUCCAUUCCAUUUUGUCUUUUUUAAGGGUAGGAAAUUAAAAACUGA